Fibroporia radiculosa is the source of this 1989-nucleotide messenger RNA. RefSeq lists its product as uncharacterized. The transcript has 9 exons. Gene Ontology annotation, biological process: positive regulation of transcription by RNA polymerase II; chromatin remodeling. The coding region runs from base 1 to 1989 and encodes 662 amino acids. NCBI's taxonomy places the organism in Eukaryota, Fungi, Basidiomycota, Agaricomycetes, Polyporales, Fibroporiaceae. The record is from RefSeq and is a predicted model, not a curated record. Gene Ontology annotation, molecular function: histone H3 acetyltransferase activity; protein binding. Gene Ontology annotation, cellular component: histone acetyltransferase complex.
AUGAAAGUCCUAUACCCUGCUUCACACGAGAUACCCAAACUGUCUGAUGACCUUCUCGCCAUCAAAAUUGCCCGCCACUCAACCUGCCUCGCGUGCUCCUCCUGCCCGGGACUCCGACCACCACCAGGCGCAUCAGUUGCGCUCGACUUGGAUGCAUUGCCCGAGACAGAUGGGGGCGCUGCUCAGUUUUUGGACUCAUGUGCAUGCGGACAUGGCCCUGCUGACCACGGUGCGGAGAAGGAUUCGUUAGGGAAGGCUGAAUUCAUUCGCCGGGGUCGUGUCGCGGUCCGACUCGACGAACUCCUUCAGGUGCGGGACGAGGGCAAGUUACUCGAUUUUGAAUACACAAACGAUGACAUCAAUGGUCUGCGGCAGCAAAUGCAACUCCCACCAUCAUCACCUGCGAGCUCAAUAUCGGAAGCCUUAGGCUCUCUUGUACCAUCAUCCCCAGGGAAGCAACCAUUGUCUCCCGCCUCAUCUUUUUUGAGCGAUGCAUUCGACGCGUCGGAGCCUCCGACAAAGAAGCGACGCGUAUCCUUCUCCUCGCUGAGUGGCAAUGACGAGGAGGAGGAUGAUGAAGAGGACAGACCUCUUGCCGCUCGCGUGACAAACGCAGUCAUAUCAGCCACAGUCAAUCAAUCCGAGAAAGGGCCUGCAGCGCGCCACGCAAGAGGACAAAAGCGCAGUGGCAAAAAGUCCUCCAGCAUGAAGUCCAAGGCGCAGGCGCGAACCGCCCCGACGACGAUACCGCCUCCGACGGACGAAGAGAAGGCUGAAAUGAGCCGGCCUGCUGACGGUGCUAAUGGGCACGAAAUGAAAGUCAAGGUCGAAGACAAGAUGGACGAAAGCCAAUUGACGCGUUUGGCCACGGGUGUGACUGUCGACGCUGGCGGGGCGGCUUUAUCUGCGCCUCCUGGAAAGCCAGAGAAAGUCGCCCAUAUCGAGCUACGGAAAGGAAUCAUCAAAAUCAUGGCAGUGGAGAAUGACUGCACUCCUCGCUCGCUAGUCAUCCUCACUGGCCUGAAAACCCUUUUCCAGAAGCAGCUACCGAAGAUGCCACGCGAGUACAUCGCCCGGCUUGUCUAUGACUCGAAUUCCAAGUGUCUGGCGAUCUACAAGCGUGGCUACAAAGUCGUUGGAGGGAUUUGCUAUCGACCGUUCCCUCACCGUGGCUUUGCGGAGAUUGUGUUUUUUGCUACAACCUCCGUUGACCAGGUCAAGGGCUACGGGUCAAUGUUGAUGGAUCACUUUAAAGCGCAUAUACGCCGUACGUAUCCCGACAUGUGGCACUUCCUCACAUAUGCCGACAACUACGCCGUCGGAUACUUCCGCAAGCAAGGGUUUUCUAAGGAGAUCACGCUCGAUCGCUCGGUGUGGGCGGGGUACAUCAAGGAUUACGAGGGCGGAACGAUCAUGCAGUGUACCUUGCUACGCAACGUUGACUAUCUGAAGACGAGGGAUAUUAUUGCGCAGCAGAGGGAGGCAAUUCUGACUAAGAUUCGAGAGAUGUCGCGGAGUCAUAUCGUCUACGACGGUCUGCCUCAGUUCAUGGAGGGUGAAGGGGAGGGCGUAACAGUCGAUCCUAAGGACGUGCCUGGCUUGAGGGAAAGUGGAUGGACUCCCUCUAUGGCGGUGAUGACCGCACGCCCGGUCGGGAGGAGCGCUGAGCAUAGUAUUAUGGAGAAGCUCCUCUCCGACCUUCGGAAUCAUACCCAGGCGUGGCCAUUUCAACAGCCCGUCACUGCUGAAGAGGUCGCAGACUACCAUGAGAUCAUCAAGAACCCCAUGGAUUUUAGUACAAUGGAGCACAAGCUGGAGACAAACCAGUACCCAAAUCUCAAUGCGUUUCUUGCAGAUGCGCAGCUUGUGUUCGACAAUUGCCGGACGUACAACCCAGAGGGAUCAAUAUACUGGAAGAACUCAAAUAAGUUGGAGAGGGUUCUCAAAGAGCAGGUCGCGUUGUACAAAGUCAAGGAGGAGCAGACAUGA